Messenger RNA from Galeopterus variegatus (Sunda flying lemur), 951 nucleotides. Its product is annotated as olfactory receptor 5AL1-like. Gene Ontology annotation, molecular function: odorant binding; G protein-coupled receptor activity; olfactory receptor activity. The transcript has a single exon. Gene Ontology annotation, biological process: G protein-coupled receptor signaling pathway; sensory perception of smell. Gene Ontology annotation, cellular component: membrane. The record is from RefSeq and is a predicted model, not a curated record. Bases 1 to 951 code for a protein of 316 amino acids. NCBI's taxonomy places the organism in Eukaryota, Metazoa, Chordata, Mammalia, Dermoptera, Cynocephalidae.
AUGGCCAAAGACCAUCAUUCAUCAGUGACUGAGUUCAUCCUCUUGGGGCUUACAGAUGAUCCGGAGUUUCAGGCCAUUCUUUUUGGGAUCUUUCUAAUAAUCUACUUAGUUAGUGUCAUCAGUAAUCUCGGAUUGAUUGUGCUAAUCUUAAUCAGUUCUCAGCUUCACACACCUAUGUAUUUCUUCCAAAGCCAUCUGGCGUUUGUUGAUUUUUGUUAUACCUCCACUGUCACCCCAAAUACACUGGGGAAUUUUCUGUGUAAAAUUAAAAGCAUAUCAUUCUGUGCAUGUGCUGCUCAAGUGUGUUUCUUUAUCACAUUUUCAGUGUGUGAACAGUUUCUGCUGUCUGUCAUGGCCUAUGAUAGGUAUGUCGCUAUGUGCAACCCUUUACUCUAUACAGUUCACAUGCCCAGGAAACUCUGCAUUCAAAUGGUCACUAGCACGUACCUUUACGGACUUACUGUGGGACUUGUACAGGCAGUGACUACAUUCCAUUUGUCUUUCUGUGACUCCAAUGUGAUCAACCAUUUCUACUGCGAUGAUGUCCCCUUGCUUGCUCUCUCCUGUUCUGACACCCACGUCAAAGAGCUGAUGUUGUCAACCACUGCUGGGGUCAACAUCAUUUGCUCCCUUCUCAUCGUCUUCAUCUCCUAUGCAUUCAUUCUCUCUGUGAUCCUGAAGAAGCACUCAGCCAAAGGAAGAUGGAAAGUCUUUUCCACCUGUGCUUCCCACUUGACUUCUAUCACCAUAUUAUACGGGACUUUCAUUUUUAUGUACGUUCAACCCAAAUCUAGCUCUUUCCUGGGUAGAGACAAAUUUGUUUCAGUUUUCUAUGUGGUGGUGAUUCCCAUGUUAAAUCCUUUGAUUUACAGCUUAAGAAAUCAGGAGGUAAAAACUGCUCUAAAGAGAAUUCUAGAAAAAUUUCCUUUAAGGGCUGGCUGGUUAGCUUAG